Glycine soja is the source of this 300-nucleotide messenger RNA. Its product is annotated as putative ubiquitin-conjugating enzyme E2 38. The record is from RefSeq and is a predicted model, not a curated record. The coding region runs from base 1 to 300 and encodes 99 amino acids. The transcript has a single exon. Gene Ontology annotation, molecular function: ubiquitin conjugating enzyme activity. Lineage: Eukaryota; Viridiplantae; Streptophyta; Magnoliopsida; Fabales; Fabaceae.
AUGCUCCAAGUGUUGGUCUCCAUUCAAGCACUGGUUCUGAACGAGAAACCGUAUUAUAACGAGCCUGGUGUUGCGUCCUCCGAGUCGGCAUCACAUGUCUACAAUGAGAACGCGUUUCUUAUUACCUGCAAAACCUCCUAUCUUCUGCUUCGGAUCCCUCCCAGCGAGCGUUUCGGAUUCUCUCAGGCCUGCAACGAGUACGCGAAUGGGUGCAUGAGUGUUGGCUAUUACUCUUCUGACUUUCCUCGUCCGUCUAAGUCGGAUACAAGUUUCUCAGGUGUUCAAGGUGAAGAUCAUUGA